CCCUACAGCUCCGUGGAAACGGUGCUCAUCAUUGGGGUGGCCAGCUCUGUGAGCUUCAUGACCAUCCUGGGCAACAUCCUGGUGAUGCUCUCCAUCUGCGUCAACCGCCACCUCCAGACCGUCAACAACUACUUCCUGUUCAGCCUGGCGUGUGCAGAUCUGGUCAUCGGUGCAUUCUCAAUGAAUAUCUACACGGCGUACAUGCUCAUGGGUCAGUGGCCCUUUGGGCCACUCAUGUGCAGCCUGUGGCUCGUGGUAGAUUACGUGGUCAGCAACUCCUCAAACAUGCACUUGCUGCUCAUCAGCGUGGACCGCUACCUCUGCGUGACGCGCCCCCUGACCUACCCAUCCAGACGGACCCGGCACUACGCAGGGCUGAUGGUUCUGACGGCGUGGGUUUUCUCGCUCGUGCUCUGGGCGCCGGCCAUCCUGAUAUGGCAGCGUUUCAAUGGGCAACGCCUUCACCAGAGGGACGAGUGUUACAUCCAGCUCCUGUUGAACCCCGCUGUUACUCUAGCAACCGCGGUUCCAUCGUUCUACCUGCCGGCCGCUCUCAUGGCGGUUCUGUACGCCCGCAUUUCCAGGGCCAGCCGACGCCACUCGGACCCACGGAGUUCUGCUCCAAACUUCUCCGCCACCGAGACAACCUCCCGCUUCCUCCAGGUCUCGGCCAUUGAGAGUGGCGCACUGUCCCACACGUCCAGUGCCCAUCCUAUGGGAGGCCCUCAUGCAGGGGAGGACCUCACCCCACUGGACACAGAGUCCAGCCAGCCCGCCCAGACGGGAGAGGCCGUCCGGCUCUCGGAGGUGGGGCACCAGGGGCUCCGGAGGGCUCUGAGGUUCUCCAAUCAGAAGCUGGGAGGGUGUGCCUCCGCCCCUGUGCCCGGCACCCCCACCUGCAGCCGCGUGAGCAAGAGGAGCAGGAGACGUGUUUCGCUGAGGGAGAGGAAGGUGACCAGGACCAUCCUGGCCGUGCUCCUGGCCUUCAUGGUGACGUGGACGCCAUACAACAUUAUGGUUCUCAUCGGGACCUUCUGCCACUUCUGUGUGUCAGACACAAUCUGGACAAUUAGCUACUGGCUGUGUUACAUCAACAGCACUAUCAACCCUGCUUGCUAUGCGCUCUGCAAUGAGACGUUCAAGAAGACCUUCCGGAAUCUUCUGCUGUGUCGGUAUAAGAACAUCAACUCCAAAUAG
Molecule: messenger RNA, 1197 nt
Organism: Alosa alosa (allis shad)
Lineage: Eukaryota; Metazoa; Chordata; Actinopteri; Clupeiformes; Clupeidae
Gene: chrm4b
Product: cholinergic receptor, muscarinic 4b
Exons: 1
Coding region: 58-1197 (379 amino acids)
Biological process (GO): adenylate cyclase-activating adrenergic receptor signaling pathway
Cellular component (GO): plasma membrane
Molecular function (GO): G protein-coupled acetylcholine receptor activity
Source: RefSeq, a predicted model, not a curated record